Messenger RNA from Macrobrachium nipponense, 621 nucleotides. Its product is annotated as histone H3.v1-like. NCBI's taxonomy places the organism in Eukaryota, Metazoa, Arthropoda, Malacostraca, Decapoda, Palaemonidae. The record is from RefSeq and is a predicted model, not a curated record. The transcript is spliced from 4 exons. The coding region runs from base 1 to 621 and encodes 206 amino acids.
AUGGCUAACCAUCCAGCAUCACAGGAGAACACAGCUGUAAUAAUUGAUUCCAUGGUAUAUGCACGAAAAUUUUAUGUUAAAGUGCUAAAAUGGAAACUUUUGGAGGAUUUUGGGGUUGCUCCUCUUGAUGAAGAGAUGAUACAAAAUGCUGAACAAUUUAUUGCUAAGGUGCUUGGUGCAUCAAAGUUAAACUGUGAUGGUGUACGAUUUGAAAAAUACCAUCAGGCAAAGAAUCUCAGCUUCUCUAAACUUUGUCCCCCAUCAUCAACUGAGCAGAUUGAAAAAGGAAUUGGUAUCCCAAGUAAGUGGUUAGUUCCAGUCAUAUUUAGUAUAUAUACAACUGGAUUGUCAAAUGUACUACAGGAACUGAGGGUGAGGUUCAAGCUAAUCUAUUACUCCACAAACGACAUCGACAACACAAAUGAAGAACUAAAUGGUGUUCUUACCAAUAUUGGGUACUGGUAUCAUGAGGAAAAAUUCACUGUGUGUAUCCUAAAAUUAGAAGAAGAAGAAGAAGAAGAAGAUGAAGAAGAAGAAGAAGAAGAAGAAGAAGAAGAAGAAGAAGAGGAGGAGGAGGAGGACUUACACGCAUGGCGUCUUUUUUCACAAGAGCUGAAUUAA